AUGGGUUCAAAUGUUAGUUGUAAUGAUAUUGAUAGUUCAUCAAAUAGUAUAAAAACUAAUAGCAAUAGUAUGUCUUUAAUUAGUGAUAAUGUACCUAUAAAUAAUUCAAAUAUCAAUAAAGAAAAAUUGAAUUGUGAAUCAACACAAUCACAUGUUUAUAUUAAAGAUAAAUUUCAAUUAGAAUUUCUUGAUUGUGAUUGUUGUUGUGAUACAACAAAAAAAGUAGUUAAUUAUGAUUUUCAAGGUAUUAAUGUAUUACAAGAUUUAUAUGAAAUGAUUGUAUCACCUGAAUAUAAACUUAAUUGUCGAUGUUCAUGCGGUGAUGAUAUAGGUGAUACAAAACAAUCAAUCAAAUUUAGUCUAACAGGUUCUCCAAAUAUACAGUUAACAUGUGAUGAUCCUGAUCGAUUUAAUCCAACAUAUAGUGACGCAAAAAUAAAACAAUGA
This is a messenger RNA of Rotaria sp. Silwood1, 447 nucleotides long. The record is from the annotation of a GenBank genome assembly. Lineage: Eukaryota; Metazoa; Rotifera; Eurotatoria; Philodinida; Philodinidae.